AUGAACACAUCCGAUCAAACCUGUUUCUUUUUGGACAUACAUUUGGACCAAACGAGAGAAACGUUAACAACUAAUAUCAUAGUAUGUUUUGUCAAUUCAGUGUUUUCAAUCGUAACAUGUAUUGCAAAUGCUGUUACUCUUCAUGUGAUCCGGAAGACGCAAGAACUUCAUUCGCCAUCGUUCUUCCUUCUGUUUGUCUUGGCUGCUUCAGAUCUCCUCGUUGGACUGAUUUGUCAGCCAUCUUUCGUAGGGCUCAAGAUAGCUCAACUUGGGAAUGACUUUAGUGUGUAUUGUACCAUGGGAAUGGCUCAUGUCAUAUCCAGUUGGACAACCUCUGGCGCUUCUUUGUUAACUUUAAGCGCAGUCUCUAUCGAUCGUCUUCUGGCUCUAACCCUGCAUCUACGAUAUAACACGAUUGUCACUGUUCCUCGCGUCUUUCAAACUGCUUUUUGUCUGUGGGUGUUUGCUAUAACUGUCGUAAUGCUGAGAUUUUGGAUAAAAAACUGGCUUGUGUUUCCUCUGGUAAUAAUACUUUUGACAUUUUUUGUUACGACCUUGAGUACCUUACAGAUAGUUCAAAUCGUUCGGAGGCAUCAGCGCCAGAUAACACAGCAACAGGAGAGUGUUCAAAGUAACACGAUAAACGUGUUCAAAUGCAGAAAAUCUGCUGUGACUGUCCUUUAUGUUUACGGUUUGUUCGUGAUAUUCUAUCUUCCAUUUUUUAUUACUAUGCUUGUCGAAACAUUUACUGGAUACACAAAAGCAAUGAAGAUUGCCUAUGAUUACGUUUCAACUGUGGUUUUUAUCAACUCUUUCUUGAACCCAGUUGUGUACUGUUGGAGAAUCAGAGAGAUGAGACGCGCCGUUAAGAACGUAUUCAGGAUGAACCAAAAUGUGGUUACCUCUCUGGAAAGCAGAACAAUGUCGAGACAAUAAGAGUUCCUGGCUUUCUAAUAGUAUACGUACAGCCAGCAAAAUUAUGAAAGCAGUCCAAUUAUUUCGAUGUAGUAAAAUUUCCAUUUCUUAGAUUGGUUACUAAGUUUACCACCUCUGUCAUCUUGGCAAGUAGACAUGGCCGACAGUUGCUGAAUGAAAUUUUCAUUUAUUCGAAAGAUAUUACUUCAAGUCUAGGAUAUUUGAAUGCAUGGGGAGUUUUCAACAAAAUGACUUCUGUCGCUCUUGGACCAAAAAUGUUUUUCAAGAGGUCAUAUUUAAGGUAUUUAAGAAUGGUAAACGCAGUGGUUUCGUCGGAACUAUUCAUUUUUGGGCGAUGAGUACAGCUGUGAAUGAAGACAACAACGAUAAAACAAAAGUACCGAAUGAUGUUUUUUCUUUCGUAGUGUUUUUCUUGUUUUUUACUGCCUAACUCGAGUAGUUAAUUGAUUAAAAUCGAUGUACAGUUAUCCUUAAUUUUAACUUACUGAACUAUGGCUGCAUACGUGUGUGCAAACGAACAGUUGUUUCUGUGUGUUUUAGUCCGCUGUUUUAGUUCGCUUAUUUCUAGUCCGUCUUGGAUGCCCACCUCUGAAAAACAUAGUCAAACAAAUUAUUCGCCACAGCCAUAGGUGAGAAUUUACCUCGACUUCGUUCCGGUAAUAUUCAUAAAUUUUCACUUCGCCUCCGGCGAAUAACUGUUAAACGAUUCUUAAAUAGUACCUC
Messenger RNA from Orbicella faveolata, 1659 nucleotides. RefSeq names its product melanocortin receptor 5-like. Gene Ontology annotation, cellular component: membrane. The record is from RefSeq and is a predicted model, not a curated record. Gene Ontology annotation, molecular function: melanocortin receptor activity. Gene Ontology annotation, biological process: G protein-coupled receptor signaling pathway. NCBI's taxonomy places the organism in Eukaryota, Metazoa, Cnidaria, Anthozoa, Scleractinia, Merulinidae.